AUGUCAGGACUUGAAAUAGCAGCAGCAGCAAUACUUGGGAGCCAGUUGUUGGAAGCUAAAUACUUGAUCAAGGAUGACGUCAAAUUGGCGGGAAAAGUUGUUGCCAAUGCCUUACCGUACUUGUGGAAAUCACUGAGAGGUAAAGCUUCCUACUGGUACUACUUUGAAGAUGCUGCACGAAAAUACAAAGAUAACAAAGCCUUGGCGUUCCCCAGACCUAAAAAGAAUCCUCCUCCUGUCAAGACCGAUGCUGAAGGAUUCAAAAUUCUCGAUGAUCAAUUUGAAGUUGAAGAAUACACGUAUAAAGAGUUGUACAAUAUGGUUUUGAGAUUUUCUCACAUAUUGAAGAAUGAGUAUGGCGUCACGCCAAACCAAACUAUUGGAGUGGAUUGUAUGAAUAAACCAUUGUUUAUUGUCUUGUGGUUGGCAUUGUGGAACAUUGGUGCUUUGCCGGCAUUUUUAAACUUCAACACCAAGGAUAAGCCUUUGGUUCAUUGUCUCAAGAUUGCUGAUGUUAGUCAAGUAUUCAUUGAUCCUGAUUGUGCUGGCCCAAUUAGAGACACUGAACAGUUGAUACACGAAGAGUUACCAAAUGUCAAGUUGCACUACCUUGAUGAAUUUGCGUUGUUUGACAGGUUGCAAUCGAAGUCGACACCAAAGUAUAGAGCUAAAGAUGAGACUAGAAGACCCGAGGAUACCGAUUCCAGUGCUUGUGCAUUGAUUUAUACUUCUGGUACAACCGGUUUACCAAAAGCUGGUAUUAUGUCUUGGAGGAAAGCUUUCAUGGCUUCUGUGUUUUUUGGAUACAUCAUGCAAGUUGGCAGCGAUUCGAAUGUUUUAACGGCUAUGCCAUUAUAUCACUCAACUGCCGCCAUGUUGGGACUUUGUCCCACUUUGUUGAAUGGUGGGUGUGUUUCCAUAGCACAAAAGUUUUCUGCAACCUCCUUCUGGACUCAAGCUAGAUUAGUUGGAGCCACUCAUGUUCAAUAUGUGGGAGAAGUUUGUCGUUAUUUGUUGAAUUCUCCACCUCAUCCAGACCAGCAAAGACACAAUGUGACCAUUGCUUAUGGAAAUGGGUUAAGACGUGAUAUCUGGACUGAGUUCAAAAACAGAUUCCACAUUAAAGGUGUUGGAGAGUUUUAUGCUGCCACUGAGUCACCUAUUGCUACUACAAACAUCCAAUUUGGAGAAUAUGGAAAGGGAGCAUGUAGAAAGUAUGGUUCUUUGAUUACGUUGUUGCUCAACACACAACAAAAAUUGGUCAAGAUGGACCCAGAAGAUGAAAAUGAAAUGUGGAAGAACCCAAAGACCGGAUUUCAUGAAGAGGCAAACUACAAUCAACCUGGCGAGUUGUUGAUGAGAAUUAUGAACCCACAAGAUGUGAGUAAAUCGUUCCAAGGUUAUUAUGGAAACAAAAAGGCUACUAGUGGGAAGAUCAUGUUUGAUGUUUUCAAAAAAGGUGAUGCUUGGUACAGAUCUGGCGAUUUGUUGAAAAUGGAUGAGGAUGGAUUAUUCUACUUUGUUGAUAGGUUGGGUGACACUUUCCGCUGGAAAUCGGAAAACGUUUCUGCUUCCGAGGUUGAGAAUGAGUUGAUGGGCUCGGGUGCUAUCAAACAAUCUGUCGUUGUUGGUGUACAAGUUCCAAAUCACGAAGGUAGAGCUUGCUUUGCCGUUAUUGAACCCAAGGAUGAAUUGGACCAUGCACAAGUAUUGAAGCUGAUUUACGACCACUCGAAAAAGGCAUUGCCUAGUUAUGCCCAACCGGCUUUCAUCAAGCUCGGAUCUAUUGAAGCUUCACAUAACCAUAAAGUCCCCAAGAAUCAAUACAAGAAGCAGAAAUUGCCAAAGGGAGAUAAUGGUGAUGAACUUAUCUAUUGGUUGAAUGGAAACAAGUACACCGAAUUGACAGAAGCUGAUUGGGCUACAAUCUGUGCUGGCAAGGCCAAGUUAUAG
Messenger RNA from Lodderomyces theae, 1953 nucleotides. RefSeq names its product long-chain fatty acid transporter (gene FAT1). The record is from RefSeq and is a predicted model, not a curated record. Gene Ontology annotation, molecular function: long-chain fatty acid-CoA ligase activity; long-chain fatty acid transmembrane transporter activity. Bases 1 to 1953 code for a protein of 650 amino acids. NCBI's taxonomy places the organism in Eukaryota, Fungi, Ascomycota, Pichiomycetes, Serinales, Debaryomycetaceae. The transcript has a single exon.